AUAAUUGAUGACAGCACAUCUGUUGCUAUGGUAACACUAGGAGGAAGUAGUGUACAGAACCUGCUCCAGAUGUCACAUGACCAGUGGAAAUGUCUAGAAGAAGAAGUUAGCCAAACUGGAGAAGUGUUUAUACAGCAGUUCAAUCCUACUCUAACUACAUCAGUAGAAAGGUUUGUCUACAUGCUGUGUGACAACCAUGCUGUAAAACAGACCUGGCUUAUGACAUUGAGAACAAGGUCAUCAUUAGACAUCAAUAAAAUUGGCCAUGAUGAGUUUUGUAUGAAGACGUUUGACACUGGGUCAUCUAGGAUUUCCACACAAUGUUUACCAUUUCUACAAUUAGAAUGUGUGGCCAUGAACAUAUUUGAACCCUCUGUUUGGGCUAUACAUCGCCUCAGUGUCAAGUAGUGAUGAGCUGAUAAAUCAUGAAGUCAUAAAUCAAUGGUACACAGUAUGGCAUGACAGCCAGAGAAAAUUGGGAUUCAUGAAAGGAUUCUGAUGUCCAAAAUACAUACCUGAAAUAAGCUAUAUGUGUUGUUGGGUUUGUGUGACAGAAAUGUGUCCAGUUUAAAAAAUUAAUGGUCUGCAGAGAUAUCAGUGUGAAGAAAGUGAUCAUUCAUGGAUGAAUGACCCUAUUUAUUUAUUUAUUUCCUCCAAGACUUGGCAAUAUGUGCAAUAUCAGAAUUUAAUCAAGUGUACUUGACAAUUACGCUAUUUUUUUACCAAAUAUCAACUUACCAACACUAUAGUAAUUGUGAGAAAUUAAUUUAUUUUAAUACUCGAAAAGAUUACAACUAAACCCUGCUUUAUACCUUUUAAUUACUACACGAUAAGAUUUUAUAUUGCAGUGUUAAUAUUUUAAUGUUACAACUCAAACAAGUAAACGGUUUACUAAAUGAA
Molecule: messenger RNA, 900 nt
Organism: Mercenaria mercenaria
Lineage: Eukaryota; Metazoa; Mollusca; Bivalvia; Venerida; Veneridae
Exons: 3
Coding region: 28-408 (126 amino acids)
Source: RefSeq, a predicted model, not a curated record